CCCAGGCGUUUGGGAUUCCAUCGAAGGCGUUUUUGUUGUUUCAAACCACAAACCUCUGCUGUGCCGAAACUGCCCGACCGUAAAAAGUGCAUUUAACCAAACCUAAUCAGCGACCAAUUCACGAGAUCCCGUGUGACCAUGGCCAAGAUACGAACGCUGGUGCCGGAGCUGGCCGAGGUGGCUCGAUCGCAGCUCGGCGAGGAGUCCUCGAAGAUGGUCGCCAAGAUCGAGGCCCUGCGCACCUGGAUCGCGGAGCAGAUGUACCUGGAGGCGCGGACCGACGAUCAGUUCCUGGUGGCCUUCCUGCGAUUCUGCCACUGGGAUGUGGAGGUGGCCAAAAAGCGUGUGCUCUUCUACUACACCUACAAGUCCAAGGAGCGCGAGCUGCUCAAAGGUCGCCUGGUGGACGAUAAGCUGUUGGAACUGGCUCGCUCAGGAAUCUUCGCCACAUUACCCAACCCCAUUGGCCCUGGUGGCCCACGCAUCCACUUCACACGCAUGGGUCACAUCGAGCCUUCCAAACACAGUGUCACCGACAUUUUCCGCUUCCACGCCUUCCGCGCCGAAAUCGAGCUCAACACGGACGACAACUGGAACGUGUCCGGCGUGGUGGAGAUCAUGGACUUCACCAAGAUCCCCUAUUCCCUGGUGCUGCAGUUCGAUCCGGGCAUGUUCAAGCGGAUGAACGCAUUUCUAGAGCAUGGUAUUCCAGCGAAUUUAGUGGCCACCCACAUUGUAAAUGCCUCCAGGGAGACACAGUUUGUGCUGGGUCUGAUCCGGAAUGUGAUGAAGCAGAAGGAGCUGCUGCACAUCCACUCCAACCUCGAGUCCCUGCAAAAAGCCAUCGGCAAGGAGUAUCUGCCCGUCGAAAUGGGCGGCGAGAACGGCACCCUCGCGGAUGCGGUGUCGCGCUACGAGACCCAGUUGACCGGCUUCUCCACGUACUUCAAGGAAGACGAGCGGUAUGGCGUGGACGAGAAACUGCGGGCGGCCAGCGAGAAGGAGCAGGCUCCAUUGGUGGCCGGCCUUCCCAGCGAUGGAACCUUCCGCAAGCUAAACUUCGAUUGAGGCGUUGACAACCGGGCAGAGCUAGUUGUAUAUUCUGAUGCACAUCCUAUAUGUACGCCCCUCCACUAACACACAGCCCUCUAAACCUACAUAUAUAUACACUGAAAUGUAUAGAUACUACAGCGCUAUAGCGAUCUUUGGUCAUAGCAUAACCUGAUAUUUUAUAAUUGAAACC
Molecule: messenger RNA, 1243 nt
Organism: Drosophila gunungcola (fruit fly)
Lineage: Eukaryota; Metazoa; Arthropoda; Insecta; Diptera; Drosophilidae
Cellular component (GO): membrane
Molecular function (GO): phosphatidylinositol bisphosphate binding
Source: RefSeq, a predicted model, not a curated record